Telopea speciosissima is the source of this 1610-nucleotide messenger RNA. RefSeq names its product bifunctional 3-dehydroquinate dehydratase/shikimate dehydrogenase, chloroplastic-like. Lineage: Eukaryota; Viridiplantae; Streptophyta; Magnoliopsida; Proteales; Proteaceae. Gene Ontology annotation, biological process: chorismate biosynthetic process; shikimate metabolic process. The record is from RefSeq and is a predicted model, not a curated record. The coding region runs from base 1 to 1554 and encodes 517 amino acids. Gene Ontology annotation, molecular function: shikimate 3-dehydrogenase (NADP+) activity; 3-dehydroquinate dehydratase activity. The transcript has 11 exons.
AUGGCGUCUUUGAACAACAAACUCCUAAUCUGCACCAGCUUAGAGUGUCAGACAGUGAAUGAAAUGGUUUCUUCCAUGGCGAAGGCCAAGCUUGAAGGAGCUGAUCUGGUUGAGCUUCGAAUGGAUGCUUUGUCCUUCCCCAGCAUUUCAGAAGUUGCAGACCUCAUAAAACGAAGAACAUUGCCUGUAAUCGUCUCGUUCAGGCUCAAAUCGUCAGUGGAUGAUGCACAGAAAAGAGAUGAGAAGAAGACUUGCUUUCGUGUGUUAGGUUUGGCUCUUGAAUUGAACGCGGAGUUCGUGGAAGUAGAGCUCGAGGUGGCUUCUGAUUUCACGAUGAGCGAGUAUUCAAACAAAAGUUCCAAUAGUAAGCUAAUUGUAUCAAGCUAUAAGGGUGCUGGGACCCCUUCCAAAGAGGAACUCAGCUAUCUUGUUGCACGCCUCCAAUCCAUUGGUGCUGAUAUCAUCAAACUUGGAACUGAUGUGGUUAAAAUCACAGAUGUGGCACCGGUUUUCCAUCUGAUUUCACAUUGCCAGGUGCCAUUAAUUGCAUUGGCAAUGGGUGAUAAAGGUCUUAUAAGCCAGCUAUUAUGCGCAAAAUUUGGUGGUUUUUUAGUUUAUGGAUCCGUGAGUGGAAAACCAGUACCUGGCUUGCCAACUAUUGUCAGUCUUAGGCAAGUUUACAAGAUUGAGAAUCUAAAUAUGGACACAAAAGUUUUUGGCCUCAUCGCAAAUCCAGUGGGACAUAGCAAAAGCCCUAUUCUGCAUAAUUUUGCUUUCAGAUAUGCGAGUUACAAUGGAAUUUAUGUUCCCAUGCUGGUUGAUGACAUCAAUGAGUUCUUUGGUGUCUAUUCAUGCCCCGACUUUGCAGGCUUCAGCGUUGGAAUUCCACAUAAGGAAGCAGCGGUAGAUUGCUGUGAUGAAGUCCAUCCCCUUGCUCAGUCUAUUGGAGCUGUAAAUACUAUUAUAAGGAGGCCUAGUGAUGGGAAGCUGGUUGGUUAUAAUACAGAUUGUGAGGCUUCUAUUACUGCAAUGGAGGAUGCAUUGAGAGCAAGGAAGGGAGAUAAUGGGGACACAUCCAACACUUCUCCACUUGCUGGGAAAGUUUUUGUGCUGGUUGGAGCUGGAGGUGCUGGAAGAGCACUCGCAUUUGGUGCCAAAAGUAGAGGUGCUCGGAUUGUCAUAUUUAACCGCAACUAUGAUAGGGCGAAGGCUCUUGCACUUUCAGUUUCAGGAGAAGCACUGCCUUUUCAAGAUUUGGGGAGCUUCUGCCCAGAGAAGGGCAUGAUCCUUGCAAAUGCCACUUCCAUUGGCAUGCAACCAAAUUCAGAUAAAACACCUAUUCCAAAGGAUGCCUUGGGGGCAUAUGAGCUGGUAUUUGAUUCAGUUUACACACCUAGAAAUACUAGGCUCUUGCAAGAAGCUGAGGAGGUGGGUGCCAUUGUGGUGAGUGGCAUUGAGAUGUUCAUUAGGCAGGCCAUUGGUCAGUUCAAUCUCUUCACUGGUGAAGAAGCCCCUGAAGACUACAUGCGCAAGGUUGUUCUAGCACAUUCCUGACAUGUCACUUAUCAUGUUUAGUAAGGGCGCGAGAGUAAACCCAAGCCCGAGUGCUG